This is a messenger RNA of Salvelinus sp. IW2-2015, 2145 nucleotides long. RefSeq lists its product as uncharacterized. The record is from RefSeq and is a predicted model, not a curated record. The coding region runs from base 856 to 1650 and encodes 264 amino acids. Lineage: Eukaryota; Metazoa; Chordata; Actinopteri; Salmoniformes; Salmonidae. The transcript has 4 exons.
CUCAUGCAAACCCUUCUGCAGGCAUUCAACAUCUACAUGAAAAUACACACACACUGUUCUGAAACCAUCAGUCUGAUCAGCACAGUAACAGACCCCAAACACACCCACUCCUGAUGGUCUAACUCUCAAGCUGAGUGAAGGGGGAUUUUCAGAGAAUGACUAUAGAGUGUGACUUCCUUUUCAACUAACAUACCGGGAGUAUUCUAGAACAGUAGCCCUCAUCAAAGGAAGUCUCUUUCUCUCUUCUCUACUCUUCUCUGUGUCUUGGUGAGUCUAGCUAGCUACUAGUCAGUCACAGAGAGAUUGGGAGGACGUACAGCCAGAGGAAACAGACAACAUACAACGCCUAACAGAGAUGUCUGGUGGUCCCCUCUCCUCCUUCUCCAAACAGGGAAUACUCCUACUCUCUAUCCUACACUAUGGGACCUGGGCUGAUGUCCCUCCAACGGACCAGUAUGGGUUGAAGGGAGGUUCGGUAUGUCUGGCUGUUGCAGAACCCCCUGAUCAACUAAAAGGAAUUAUAUGGAAGUUCCAAAAGGAUGUAAUAGUGGUUGAUAAAGACAUCUCUCCUAAAUACAAGGAGAAGGUAGAUUAUAACCCAGUGAACCACACUCUGUGCAUUAAGAAUCUGACGGACACAGACAGUGGAAUUUACAUUGCAAAUGCAAAGAAAAUAGAUUGGACAGAUUCAACGUCUUCAUACAAACUUAAGAUGUUGGGUGAGUUUAGUGAUUUUGUUGUGUUUUGGUAGUCUGCUAUGUGUUUCUGUUUUGCUUGGAAAAGCUCAUCUCAAUUAAAGUGUCUUCACCAGUCAUACAUGUAAAAUGUGUUGUAGAAGCUGUUCCCAUUCCAGCCAUGCAGGUCACCUACUCCAACUCAAGUACAGGACUUUGUAACAUCACAGUGAAUUGUUCAGGCUGGAUGUUUUCUGUCUGUGAUGGAGGUCAGUGCCCACUGUACCAGGAUUCUCUGUCAGUCUCUGAGGUCAACAUCACCGUCUCCAGUGGUAAUGGAUUCAUCCAGUGUAUCGUCAACAAUCAYGUCAGUGCAGAGACCAAAUCACAACGCAUGAAGGACAUAUGUAUUGGUGAGAAGAAGGGGAUCGCUGCAGCAUCACUAGUUGGCAUCAUUGUGGGCAUUGUUACUGGUGGAUUAUUCUUAGUUGGUGCAGGAUGCAUCAUAUCAACCAGAAGAAGGCGAUCMCCUAAAGAAAUACUGCUACUGAAGGCCGUUGUUCCAGAAGUUGACAACCCAGUGAGCACUAUACCAGGAAGACCAGAACCACAGAACACCCCUGGAUCUGAGGUGACAUCUAUCUACGUUACUGCAGGAAGACCAGAACCACAGAACACCCCUGGAUCUGAGGUGACAUCUAUCUACGUUACUGCAGGGAGACCAGGAGCAGUACCAGCAGCAGCAGGAGGAGAAGAGGGGCAUCCAGUGAACAAGGAGUACACUUCACCAGAAGAGAGGAAAGAACCACAGUCCCCCCCACAAGCAGAGACAUUCUACAGCACCCUACAGAUACCAGCUGCAGCACAGCGCCACCCAGUGGGCAAAGGAAAUAAUCUAAAGAAACCAGACACGGUGUACUGCACAAUAGGAGAUUACCCCUCCAUCCUUCUCAGAGACCCACUGAUGUUACAUUGAUUAAGAUUUAACCCAUAGACUCAGGUACAGAAUGCAAACACAGGGGAAAUUAUGAAGGAGAGAGAAUCGUGAUAAUGGCUUUUUACAUUUGUUGUCUAAUUUCAUCCAUAUUUAAAGUGGCAAUCUGCAAUUCCUACGUACUUUUGAAUUAAUUGUAUAUGACUAUUGAUCCAUGCAGAAUACAACAUAUGCUUGUUUAACUCCAUUGUUUGUAAAAACUGUAUUUGUAAAACAAUUGGUGGCAGGGUACCCGAGUUGUUAUUAGUUAGACUGCAGAUUUCCCCUUUAGCGAUAGAAAGUAUGUAAAACAGUCUUAUUGUCUGUAAACGAAAAUGAAAACAUGCAGAUUAAUACAGUAGUGCUAUACAUGCUUUAAAAAAGUGUUUAUAUACAAAUCAGCUGUUUGAAAAUGGGAAGCCCAUCCAUUCAAUCAAUCAAAUCGACCAAUCAAUCAAUAAAUACAUAAACCAAUCAUUCAAUUAAUAAAUAAAUCAA